AUGUUUGCCAGACGGAAAGCGGUAAAGCAAUCCUGCCAAAGACGUUACGAUCAGAUUCCGUCCGAGUCCGCCUCCGGUUGCCCAGAAGUAGUCCCAGUCAGAUUCCAAAAGAUCCAUCAAAGGCCCAACAAACCCUGCCCUAUGAGCCAAUCCUUUUCCCUAAGUUACGGAUCUAUUUUGCCGACUUCCCUUAUCUACAUUAUUCUAUUAACCAGAGGCUGUUCACCUUGA
Molecule: messenger RNA, 231 nt
Organism: Melampsora larici-populina 98AG31
Lineage: Eukaryota; Fungi; Basidiomycota; Pucciniomycetes; Pucciniales; Melampsoraceae
Exons: 1
Coding region: 1-231 (76 amino acids)
Source: RefSeq, a predicted model, not a curated record